This is a messenger RNA of Aspergillus candidus, 1695 nucleotides long. RefSeq lists its product as uncharacterized. NCBI's taxonomy places the organism in Eukaryota, Fungi, Ascomycota, Eurotiomycetes, Eurotiales, Aspergillaceae. Gene Ontology annotation, cellular component: cytosol. Gene Ontology annotation, molecular function: acetoacetate-CoA ligase activity. The record is from RefSeq and is a predicted model, not a curated record. The transcript has 7 exons. Bases 1 to 1695 code for a protein of 564 amino acids.
AUGGCGGAGCAGGAUAUGCUCGUCGAUACCAUACUUCUGGGCAGUUUCGCGCAUGUAUUGUUUGAUUGCGGGGCCGUCUGCGAUAGGGUUACUGUGAUUCCAGGGGUUAAAGGCGAAGCCGAAGAAGGACAAGUAUCUUUGAAAUGGCACUUGUUGAGGCGAAGGGUUGGUGUGCUGAUACAGGCUAUGCGAGCUGAUGGGGUCCGCCGCGGCGAUCGUAUCGCGGUGUGCACGGCUAACAGCAUCGACACGCUACUCAUAUUCCUUGCGUCGGCCGCACUCGGAGCCAUCUUCACAUCGAUGUCGAGCAAUCUAGGCUUGAAGGGAAUUUUGGACCGGAUACUCCAGACCAAGCCUCGCUGGCUCUUUAUGGAUGACUGGGCAGUCUAUAAUGGGAAGGCAAUCGACCUACGCGCCAAAAUGACUAACAUUGCCCAGGGCAUGCAGUCAAUUCCCGAGUUUGAGGGGGUUGUAUCACUCCCGCGGUUUACGUCACAGCCAGCGGAUGUCAGCCAGGUUCCAAACGCCUGCCUACUGUCUAGCUAUCUCGAGAAAGUCAGACCGAUCAACGACGCCCUUGAGUUUGAACGGGUUGACUUUAGAGAUCCUUGUCUGGUAGUAUACUCAUCCGGUACGACGGGUCCGCCAAAAUGCAUCGUUCAUUCCAGUGUUACACUGCAGUACACAACCACUGCCUGGAUUAUGUAUCUACUUGGAGUCCAGGCGCUGAUUUUCGGAUCACGAGUGAUCCUCUACGAUGGCAGCCCAUUCUUGCCGGAUGCUACAGCUUUGGUCAGGCUGACAGCGCAGGAAAGGGUAACACAUCUUGGAAUAUCGCCACGGUGGCUCGAUGAACUCCAGCGAGCAGAUUUCAAACCACGAGAGCUUGUAGACCUAAGCUCCCUGCAGAUAGUGUCGAGCACCGGCUCAGUAUUACGGGACGAGUUAUUUGAGUGGUUCUACGACGUCGCAUUCCCACCAUGUACCCGUCUCAACAACAUUGCUGGCGGCACCGAUAUCGCGGGUUGUUUUGGGAUAAGCAAUCCGCUGGCCCCAGUGUAUGUUGGAGGAUGCGCUGGAUACAGCCUAGGCGUCCCCGUGGAUGUGUAUGAAUCCGCCGUCGAAGGGGUUGAGGGCGUCCAGGGAGUCCCAGUGAAAGAUGGUGCUCCAGGGGAACUAGUGGCCACUGCAGCCUUUCCAAACCUGCCCACGCAUUUUUGGGGAGAUGAUAGCGGGAAGAAAUACCACGACGCAUAUUUUGCGAGAUUCGACAACGUCUGGAACCAUGGAGACUUCGUGUCAAUCUGCCCCCCCACCAAACAGCUUCUAUUCCAUGGCCGCGCUGGCGGCGUUCUGAGUCCCUCAGGUGUGCGCUUCGGAUCAUUUGAGAUCUACAGGGUAAUAGAAGCCGGGUUCACUGGCGAGAUUGCCGACUCGCUCUGUGUCGGUCAGCGAAGACCAACCGAUGCCGAUGAGCGAGUUAUAUUAUUUUUGCUCAUGAAGCCUAGCUCUCCUUUGACGCCGGGACUAAUAUCCCGCACCACGGUCAAUUUGAAAAAGGUUGAGCUGCCUGUGAAGCACAUUGUUUCUGGUAGACGCGUUAAGCCAUCCGGGACCCUGCUCAACCCGCGGAGUUUGGAAUUCUACUAUAUAUUUGCAGAGGUCGAGAAUCUAUUCCGCGAAAGUAAGCUCUAA